AUGAGCCGCGUUUUACUGGUUUUCGGCUGCUGGCUAUUUACUUCGUCACUGGUACUUGCAUCGAUUUUCGACCAGGUUUGGAGAUUUUUUAAAUCUUUAUUUUUUUCGAUUUUCAUCUUUUCCUCACUUUUCUGAUAUACGUGAUUCAAUUCUCCUUCCUCUGAGAAAUUCCAACUUUUUUUGGCUUUAUUUUAUGUUUUGCAAGAACUUUACUACUUCAAACGACCUAGCAACAAGGUUGAAACUGGCUUUACUCUUCUUCAAAUCGCAAAAACUUUCGAAAUCAAGUGAUAACUGGAAAAAAAGACCAACAAAAUUCUUUCAAUGGUUCGAUUCUAUUUUGUUCACUAGAAUUGACAGAAUUAAAUCAUUCAUAAUGUUGUCUAGAUUACCACAUAAAGUCCACUAACCCCAUCGCCUACCUUUUUUGAAGAAUCGAGAAAUUCGAAAAUGGUCUCUUCUCAGUAGGAUAGGUCAUGCACCUCGCCGGACCAUUUUGUUCUCUGAAACAUCUUGAUUACGUUGAUGAAUCUUUUAGUAUAAAUAUAUUUUGAAAACACACAAAAUAAAAAAUAAUAUUUAAAAAUUUUCAAAAGUGGAAAUUUCCCGCCUGCAGGGAACUUUGCGUUUUUUGCGCUCGACGGAUAAGAAUGUUUUUUUUAUCUCUCAAGCUUUCCUUUUUUCAUCAUUUUUUCGUUUUCAACUGUAUACUGUAUACAUUAUACAUAACCGCAGAAAGUUCAAAACUGCGAAAAAAAUAUAAUGAGUUACCUGGAUUGAAAGUCUUUUUUAAUAAAAAAACCCCGUAAAUCCUGUUAAUCCCUUUUUUUAAAUAUUUAUUUCUUUUUUUUCAUUCCAAUCGUUGAUUUUCCGAUAUAUUUGAGUUUUCUCGCAUCAGUCGAUAUCACUGAUCUCCACGGAAAAUCAAUGAAACUCAUCUUCCAAUUUUUUUUCUCCAUCCUAACGAUCUUUUAACGAUGUAGCUGAUAGCCUUCGUCAAAAUGACCUGUUCUCAGCGCUUCUCAAGUCAAAAUUUCCCGCUUUUGUUGGCCUUUUCAUAUUCUCUUUCUACCGCAUUGUUCUUUUUUUCGGACCUUUCAAAAGUUUGUCUUCUCGCUCACGUUCUGUAUGAGUUUCGUAUGGCGAACGUUUAUGGAAAACGGAUAUUUUGAUAAGAUAAAAACCGGGUCCACCGCCGCCCACUUGUAUUAUUAAUUACCUUCGAUUUGCCACGGCGAUCGUGUCUUGUUGCGAACAAUUUUUUUUCAAUUUUUUUCAUUUUGAAGGUCAAAGUCAGAUUGUUUUUGUGGUCAUUUCUUCAUGAGAAAUCACAAAAUAAGGGCUAAAAAGAAGUUUUUAGACGGGAAAAGGCAAAUGUCAGCCGAUCGAGAUCGCAUUGUGCAAGGAUUUGCCCUACAAUUACACUUUCUACCCGAAUAAUCUCCUGCAGAAUGACCAACACACGGUGAGUUCAUUUUUUGCAAUUUUUAUUAUUUUCGAGAAAAAGUGUAACGAAUUGUUGAAUAACCUGUUUCAACUUCUGUUAAAAAGGAAAUAUCUUGGAAUUUCGAAAUUUCAGGAUACAACUCCCAUUUAUUCAAAUCAGCUUUCUUUUAUUAUUUUUUUUCUGAAUUUAUUCCGCUUCCAUGUUUUGGAAAAUUUUUGAAAUAGUCCAUUUAUAAACCUCAUUCUCUUAGUUUCUUUCCCUAUUUCAACUUUUCUGAAGCCGUGAUGUUGCGUAUUCCAACUUUUUUCCAAGUCCAUCGUUUGGCGUGCCAAAGGCUUAGCAUUUUGAAGUGGACUCAAUUUAAAUUUACACUGCAAAAAAAGUUCUCCCUCUUUUUUGUUUAAUGAAGGAGCUUUUUUUGAAGGUGAAAUCGUUUAGUUUUUUUGGCUUUAGAUCAUAAAAAAAUAGAAAAAAAGCUUAGUUUGUAUUUUUUUAACUUUCUCAUGUCAAAAAGCUCAUUUUGUGUGAAAUUCUUUCCUCAAGAACCAUAGGCUAACUUUUUUUCAUUUCAGUUAAUUUCCAAAGGGGAUUUCGAUCAUAAGGUCAUUAAAAAAAUCACUCUAAAAUCUUCAAAAAAAAGCUUGAAUCUGACUUAAAAAAAUUUUUUUCAAAACCUUUGGUCAAUUAUUAUGAAAAAAAGCAUACAGACUGAUUCAAAAAGGUGUUGAGGUUUAAAUGUUUCUUGGUGUUUUUCAAGAUUUCGGUGCAUUUAAAAAUUGUUUUGAAUAAGCAAAACGGAGCAAAUCUCCUUUCAAAUGAAUCGAUCCAUUCCGUCAAGCCUUUUCCCAAGCCACUUCGCUUCGUAAUUCGCGAAAAAAGUGAUACAAAAGGCGGGGAAGACUUGCAAAACGGAAAAAAGAGCCGACCGGGGCCCGUGUUUUUGAGGGGAGACGAGGCAAACGGCGUGAGAAAUGGUCGACGGCGGCGCGUCCUUUGAUCUUUCCGUCCCCCAAAGUCCGUCCCGAAAACCGUUAACGAGCCACAUGCGUUAUCGCGUUCGGCUCGAGACUCUUUUUUUUUCUUCCCCUUCAGUUCGGGUUUUUUGGGUGAAGUGGACGGAGAGAGGUUGAAUGGUCAUUUGGAAGGUAUUAGUGAAAGGUCUCUUCAAAAACAAAGAGUAUGGAUUGGGUUUAUUUGGUAGAAAGUUUGCUCCAUUAUAUUCAUUAUAACUCAAUUUUCCGCAAUGUUUCAAAUACUCUUCCAGAUUUUUUUAAAUUCCAAGUUUUUUUCAAUCUUCAAGAGAAAAGUGGACGGGUGAGGUUGAUUAAGUCAUUUGGAACGUUUUAUCAAAAAAAUGUUUUUUUAACUUAAAAGUAGAAAUAGCAAUUUUCGAACUUACAGAGAAAAUUUAAAAAGCACGAAAAACAGUAAAACGAUUAAUUUUGGGCUCAAAGAUCAAUUCAUACUAAAAAAUAUUAAAAUUUUCAUUGUUUUGCAGCCUAAAUUGCUCCGUAGAAAAAUCGUAAUUCUUCAUAAAAAAAAAAAAAAAUUUGGUCCGGCAGCCACCCUUUCAGGGCUAAUGAAUGAAAGGGAGUAGUAACUCAAUUUUUUUCUCUUUGCAAUUGGAAUUCUGCUCCUAAUUCAGUUCAUUCAGCUCUCACCGUUGAUUAAAACGACUAGAAAAACGUGAAAAAAAGCUGGAUUUAUCGUAGUCGCUUCGAAAAUUCCAUUAGGAAAGGUAAAAUCAAGAAAUUUCUGAGGAGUGUCUAAAAAAAUGUUCGAAAAAAACUUUCGGGGAUUUUUUUAUUUUACAGAUAAUUUUUCGUUUUGAAACAAAAAAAGAGAAUUUCUGAAAACGAAAGUCUACAGAAAGUAACGAAAAAUUUCAAAGAAAAAGGUAAAUUCAAAAAAAUUUGUGAAACGGGAAUGAGAUGAAAUUGUAGUUUCACCUUCGUCGUGCUCUAAAGUGUCAUAAAUCGAUAAAAAAUAAAAUAAAAAAAUUUUUUUAAUCAAAGUCGAUUUGCUUCAAAAUAGGUUUCAGCAUAGUUUUAUCAAAGAAUUCCAUUUUCGAAUUGUUCUCAUUGGAAAAAAAUCUUUCGGUAUGAGAAAAUAAAUUGCAAUCAAAGUUUAUUUUUUUCACUCGAAUUUGAAAAGAUCUUUUAAAACAUAUUUCAAGUUCUGGAUGAGUUCCGGAUAGUUGAUUUUGCAGCUACAAACGCACACGGAGCACUUCAAGCCGUUGAUGAAGACCAAGUGUCAUCCGCACAUUCAUUUCUUCAUUUGUUCCGUCUUCGCCCCGAUGUGUCCGGUUUCGAUGCCUCAGGCCGUCACCAGCUGCAAAUCCGUCUGCGAACAGGUAAUUUCACUGUUUAGGGCGGAUGGGAAGGAGAAAAAUGAGUCGUUUUAUUGGAAAUCGAGUAGGAAUGAGGUUGAGCAUGAUGGUUUGAAAAAAAGUUCCAAAAGCUCAAUUUACUUGACUUUGUACGCUCUAUGGCUAAAAAGCUACAAAUUACCGUUUUAUGUAAUAAACAGUUUCGAAAUUUAUUUUUGAGAAAUCCGUAUCAAACUAUAAUAUUCCGAAGUACUCGGAAACAGUUCCAAUGAGUCACAAAUAAAAAAAUUAUUAAAUUUUUGUCAUUUUUUUCAUUUCAUAGCGAGUAUUUUUUCGAUUUUUGAAGUUUUCCUAAUGAAACUAAACUCCAACUUUCGAAUUUUUUUCAUUUUUUUCAUUUUUUUUUUUGAAGCCAAUCUUCAGUAUUUCUAAAAUUUUGGUUUUUCACACAAUUUUUUACACUUUACACUGUAACAUCUAAGAAAAUAGAACCUUUUAAAAAUGAUUCAUUCAAGUUCGAGAAAAACAUAUUUCAAGCUGGUUCUCUCAAAUCACCUUCCAAGAAGCCUCACGCUGUCCACAGUUUCACUGACCUGUCCUAAUUGGAUCAACAGUUGACAUGGGCCUUAAAAGGAGCAGCUGAGCCAACGAAAAGACGGUUUCCGGGGCGCGAGUCCGACGGUAGCUCGGGGGGCACCUGGCGCGCCAGGUGUUAAGUCCGUCUCUCUGGCCGCUUGCCAGCCGCCCCGGCAACACGUGUAAACAGUGACCUUAUUUGACGCUUUCGUUUGUUUUAUGCUUGAUAGGGAUUCUCACGCUCAAGUUUCAACUUGGAUGAUAUGGAAAAUAAGGGAAUAAAACGGAAUUCUUUGGUUUUGCCGCGUAAAACAUAAUUUAUACACCUGUAAAUGUUGUGAGACGAUCUCAAUUUUGAAAAUUUACACAUAAAAAAGGGGAAACGGACAAUGAAAAAUUAAUUUUCGACUUAAUGAUGAUAAAGAACCUUUUGUUGUCCCAAAAUGCGCCUAUAACUUCUUUUCAACAAAUUUAAAUUGAAUCAAUAACGGUUCAAAUUUUCAAAACAUCUUAUUCAGUACAAGUUUGAAUAGUCUGACUAGUCUGCGCUCUUUUUCUCUCACUGGAAAGUUCAUAGAAACUUGAAAAUGCUAAGAGUAGUUUUUUGAUGAAAAGGAGCUUUCAAUGACUAUUAGAAGUUAAAGAUUCAGAGGCCGAUUUAUAAGGUUUUUUUGUUUCAACGGUUCAUUUAUUCAAAGAAUGUAUAAUUUCAAAUUCCGCGCCAAAUUUUAGCUUUUUUUGUAAAAGUACGUAAAGUCACAGCUUUUUUAUUUGGUUUGCUUGAAAAGUCCGUUCAUUUUCAAGUAGACUUUAGGAUACAGGAGAAAAAUUUCUACACGUUCGAAAUUUCAUCUCAGUUCCUUCACAUUUUUUCAAAGGAUGAUUUUUUUGAGGUCAGAAAAGUUCGAAGAAAAGCUUCCGAAGAAAAGCUUCCGAAGAAAAGCUUCCCAACUUGGAAAUUCCAUCUCAAAUACUCCAAAUAUUUCUGAAUUUCCUCUGCUUCUGAAUAACUAUUUAGGUGAAAGCCGACUGCGUAUCAAUCCUCGAAGAGUUCGGAAUCGGCUGGCCGGAGCCGCUCAACUGUUCGCAGUUUCCAGAUCCUCCCGAACUCUGCAUGAAGCCCACUGAAGAUGAAGUCCUUGGAGGGUACUUUUGUCUAGGAAACAUUUUCUGAAUAAAAGGAUUUUCCUUGAAGAAUGCCGCCUGUGGUCCGAAAGCCGUCCAAGGCGAGUUCCUGUGCGACGGACCUCGUCGACGUCGACCCGCUCGAUCCGAAGGCCGCCUGCGCUUUCGGCUGCAACAGCGACGUCAUGUUCGACCUGUCCAGCAAGGUUUUUAACUUCCUUACACAUAAAGGUUUCAUGACAUUGUGUAGAGUCCAAAAGUAGCUUUUUUUGUAAGAAAAAAAUUUUUUUAAUUCUCUUUCAAUUUGAAGCAUUUAGUCAUUCUACUUGAGCAUUGCUUGUUGCAAGUUUUUUUUUUCGAGAUUUUCGAAUGUUUUCUUAAUUUUCGUUUUUGGAAAGAGUCUGUUUCAAUUUAAUGAUGGAUUUUUCUCAAAACAUUAAAUUUUUUUGUAACCUGUAAAAAAACUUUUUCAGAAAAUGGCGACCUUCUGGUCGAAAGUCUUCGCCGCCGUCAACGCUGCUUUCGCCACUUUUUGCCUUUUUGACGUUCGUCAUCGACAGGAAGCGAUUCAGGUUCCCGGAAAGGUAAGGGCAUAUUUUUUUCUUCUCGUUUUGCAAAAAAGAUAUAUCUUCUCCAAUAUGUUUCUCACUACGUGAAGUUUUUUCCUAACUUUUUCUGAUCAUAUUUCAACUUUGAUGCCUCUCCGAUCCUGUACCGGUCAUUUGACGGUUUUCUUCUUUGAGAAAAUUUGAAACUUCCAUAUUUCAAUUAGAAUAUCCUAUGAUUCAAUUUUUCUUUUUUUUUCGAUGAUAAACACUUUAGAUGAAGCAAAUCUAUGGUGGAUCUUCAAGAACUGAAAAAAACAAUUCAAAUAUCAAAAUGCUCACUCAUGUUCGUUGCCUUCAGAUGCGUCCUCUACCUGUCGCUGAGCCUCCUGCUCAGCUCGCUGCCCUACCUGGCGCCCCUGGUUGCCGAUCGGGACUCCCGGGCCUGCCAACGUCUUCUGAACGGGCGCUCGCACUUGGUCUACGGCUCGCUGGACAAUCCCAACUGUCUCGGCUCCUUCGUCCUCGGAUAUUUCUUCUCGACGGCCGCCGCCCUUUGGUGGCUCAUGUUCUCCUUCACGCUGUAAGUAGGAAUAGUCUGAGAUGGGCGGUCCGCAGAAAGGAAAAACGAAAUAUGACCACUAAAAAAGACUUCUAAAGACUUUUAGACUACUAUGAUCAGAAGAAUUUUGAAGGCAGUAAUAAUUUUCGCAUAUUUUUUUUAGAACUAUGAUAGAUUUUUUUUUUCUUGUUUUUAACUUGAUUUCACAGGUACCAACAAGUAAUUUUCCAAAAAAAAAUGCUCUUUUCCGCUUUUUUGAUUUGACGGAGCUGCUCGGUCCAUCUCUGGCCGGAGUACUCUCGAGAAAUUCCAUUUCGGAAGACAAUUACUGAGGGCAUUUGCAGAUAUUUGUCCGGCGGCCGAAAAUGGGUGCCUGAGGGGAUCGAGGCCUGCAGCAGCUACGUUCAUUUCGUCGCCUGGGGCUUCUCCGCCUUGGCUACCACUGUAGUUCUGGUUUUCAACAAGGUGAGGAUCUGAAUAUACAGAAAACAUAUGGUUUACUCAAAAAAGGCUGAAAUGGACUUCAAACGACGGGAAACGGGCUGAGAAAACAACCAUUUUUGUAGAAUUUUCGCGAUUUUUUAGUAGCUGAAAUUAGCCUGGCUUAUUCAGAAAACUGCUAGAAAAAAAUAAAUUCAAAAAGAUGCAGAAAUGGCUUGAAAGACAACUUUAUUUUUGUGGAGUUUUCAUGAAUAUCUCAUUUAUUUGAAGCUAGCUGAUGGACUUGAAAAUUAAUUAAAAAAAUGCGCUAAAAAGGACUUGCAGGAAAAUUUUCUUGAGGUUUAUUUCAUUACGAAAGGCAGCUAAAAAACUUGAGAAAGGCCCAAAAAGGCUCUCGUAUCUUUUGAAUGUUUUGUUAGGCUCCUUUCUAUAUCUUCUGCAUCUGACACUGAUCAAAUUGAUUGAAGUUUUGAUUUUUGAACGAUUUUUGGACGAUUUUCAAAGUCUUACUUGAGAUAUUAAAUUGUAAAACACUGUUUUAAGAUGUUUAUCGAGAUUUUUUCAACCCUGAAAAGAAAAAAGAAACAUUUCAUCCAAAAAGUCUUUGUCCUCUCCCUUCAAUGAUAACUCCUCAGUGACAAAACAACUCACGCAACCAAUCACAAUGGCCCAAAAAGAAAAAGGUCAACCCUUUGAAGAGCCGCCCCGGACAACCUUUUGGGAGAAGAAUGAAAAAAAUACAUAUUUCUCUAACAUUCUCGGCUCGUGUCCGUUGUGAUAAAAACGCAGCGUAGGUAUGGAAUGGAUGGGUGAGAGGAUACAUAAAAAGUUAUUGGCCGUGAAAUUUUCGCCCCAUGCAAAUAUUUUUAGGUGUUGCUCGGCCCGACCCCACAAAAACUUGAAUUGCCGUUUUUUUUUUCAAGGGACUGUUAUAAGCUUAAGAAAAAUAGCGGAAUUCGUGAAUCUUGUAUUUUUUUUUAGAAUUUAACACACGUUCUCCGAGAUUUUCGAAUAACCGUUGGUACAAAAAUUUCAUCUUUGUUCCUGAGAGCUCUCCUUGCUAUCAUACAUAGUGAACAACCUCUCGAAUAUUUAGAACCAGGAUUUAUUAGGCUCCGCCCACUUUCAGGCUUACUGUAGAAAAAAUAUCGUAAAAAUCAAACUUUUUUCCUAGUGGAGCAAAUUGGUUCAAACCAAUUUCAAAACAAAAUAUGUUCCCAUAUGAGCAUUUAUAGUUAUAGAACUGACCGGGAAAAAAUUUUCUUCCAGAAGAAAAAAAUUAAAGUUUUUCGGAAAAUGACGAUUUUCUCAGUCUUUGAGCCAUAACUAGUACUAGAACCCCCGAAUGCCUGGGUUUUUAUUUUUUCAAUCGACGCAUUAGGGUCUUGUGAGUAGAGAAAAAAUGUCUAGAAACUCUGAAUCCGGGUGAUCCAGUUGACCUCCAUCUCGGAGAACGCGGCCAACUUGAAAAUCGCAAAAACCUUUGAAAAUUUCUAUUUUUUUGUGAAAGCCGGAUUCCGUCUUGUUUCUUAUUUUUUUGCUCAACAUAACACAGCUUGCUGCAAAAUUACAGCUCAAAAAGUAGCGAGCUGGAACCCUUUGAAAAAAAUUUCUGACAUUUUUUUCCAAUUUUUUUCGUUUUUUUCGGCAUUUUUCAAACUUUUUCGCUCUAACUAGUACUAGAACCCCCGAAUGCCUGGAUUUUUAUUUCUUUAAUCGACGCAUUAGGGUCUUGUGAGUAGAGAAAAAAUGUCUAGAAACUCUGAAUCCGGGUGAUCCAGUUGACCUCCAUCUCGGAGAACGCGGCCGACUUGAAAAUGACUAAAUUUUUAAAAUUCAGUUACUUUCUUGGGAGCAGGAUUUUUCCUCACUUUUUUUUGCCAAUAAGACACAAUUCGCUCAACGCAAAAUCGGAACAAAAAAAGUUAUGGCUCUCAAGCAUGAGGAAAUUCCAAUUUUUUUCACUUUUUUCGGAUUCAUUUUUUUCUUUCUGUCCUCUCCAAGUAUUGAGCUCUACUGGAAUAGGAUGCCCGGAAAGUCUAGUGUUUUUUCGUCGUACUGAUCCGUUACAUCUUCCUAAGCUCAUUAAAAAUAUUCCCAAGCUCUGUUUCCGGGUGAUCCAGUUGACCUCCAAGCAACCGAAGCGGUCGACUUCGAAGUCCAGCUAAAUUAAAACUUUUUUCAAAAACGUUUUUCUGCUUUUUAACCAACAGUUCUCAUUAUUUUGAGAUUUUUCAGUUAAGUUUCCACUAAUUGCUAGCGUCAAUCUUAUCAAAAAGCUUAUUUUUAUUGUUGUAUUUUUAUUGCUAAAAAUUUUUUUUGUGACGCAGCACCAGCAGUACCCAUGUUUGCCGAAUAAUCUGGAAUACACUGGUAUUUCUCCUAAAAAAAAGUUCCAACUCACGUUAAGCCACAAUUCACAAAAAAAUAGUGACUAAUAUUUUGUGGGGACAAAUGUAGCCCCUUGUAGGGGCCGUCGAGGGAGCCCCUAACUCAAUUUUCAUUGGGGCCCUGAAAAUCGGGUUUAGGGCUCCUACAGGGGUUAAUUAAAAGGGGCCUUAUAGGGGUUAGGAUCAAAUUUUCACUAGAAUUCGCUUCUUAAUGUUCGACCCUAACUCUUUCAAACAACUCUUCUUAAAAAAAUUUUUUUUUUAAAUUCACUCCCUAUAGGGGCCCCAAAUCGUUUAGGGGUUCGAGAGAAGCUUCAGGGUCCCUAUCGGGGCCUCUAAAAAUUUUUCCCCCUGCGGAGGCCCCUAAUUUACGCCCCUAUCAGGGGCCCCCUAAACACACACAAGAUUCUAAAAAGAAACUUCACCUGAAAAUUUCUAGUUUUUGAGAAAAAUUCCUAACGCUUAAUAAAACAAUCACAGUUCUCAAAAAAGGCCAUUUUUCGCACCUGAGUUCUCAUUUCCUGAAGACAAGUGAGUCGUUCAGGUUAAAACUUUCAGGAUAUUUUUCUGGUACAUCGAUGAGUAUUCUAUAAAUUUUUUAAGAACUCUUAACCACCUUAGUAAAUAGACAUUUCUUAUGAGUAACUUUUUUCGAUUAAAAACGAGUUUCUGAAUUUUUUCCUAUUGUUAAGUAUAGAAACUUAACUGAAAAAUCUCAAAAUAAUGAGAACUGUUGGUUAAAAAGCAGAAAAACGUUUUUGAAAAAAGUUUUAAUUUAGCUGGACUUCGAAGUCGACCGCUUCGGUUGCUUGGAGGUCAACUGGAUCACCCGGAAACAGAGCUUGGGAAUAUUUUUAAUGAGCUUAGGAAGAUGUAACGGAUCAGUACGACGAAAAAACACUAGACUUUCCGGGCAUCCUAUUCCAGUAGAGCUCAAUACUUGGAGAGGACAGAAAGAAAAAAAAUGAAUCCGAAAAAGUGAAAAAUUGGAAAAAAAAAUUUCCUCAUGCUUGAGAGCCAUAACUUUUUGUUCCGAUUUUGCGUUGAGCGAAUUGUGUCUUAUUGGCAAAAAAAAGUGAGGAAAAAUCCUGCUCCCAAGAAAGUAACUGAAUUUUAAAAAUUUAGUCAUUUUCAAGUCGGCCGCGUUCUCCGAGAUGGAGGUCAACUGGAUCACCCGGAUUCAGAGUUUCUAGACAUUUUUUCUCUACUCACAAGACCCUAAUGCGUCGAUUAAAGAAAUAAAAAUCCAGGCAUUCGGGGGUUCUAGUACUAGUUAGAGCGAAAAGUUUGAAAAUGCCGAAAAAACGAAAAAUUGGAAAAAUGUCAGAAAUUUUUUUUCAAAGGGUUCCAGCUCGCUACUUUUGAGCUGUAAUUUUGCAGCAAGCUGUGUUAUGUUGAGCAAAAAUAAGAAACAAGACGGAAUCCGGCUUUCACAAAAAAUAGAAAUUUUCAAAGGUUUUGCGAUUUUCAAGUUGGCCGCGUUCUCCGAGAUGGAGGUCAACUGGAUCACCCGGAUUCAGAGUUUCUAGACAUUUUUUCUCUACUCACAAGACCCUAAUGCGUCGAUUGAAAAAAUAAAAACCCAGGCAUUCGGGGGUUCUAGUACUAGUUAUGGCUCAAAGACUGAGAAAAUCGUCAUUUUCCGAAAAACUUUAAUUUUUUUCUUCUGGAAGAAAAUUUUUUCCCGGUCAGUUCUAUAACUAUAAAUGCUCAUAUGGGAACAUAUUUUUGUUUUUGAAAUUGGUUUGAACCAAUUUGCUCCACUAGGAAAAAAAGUUUGAUUUUUUUACGAUAUUUUUUUCUACAGUAAGCCUGAAAGUGGGCGGAGCCUAAUAAAACCUGGUUCUAAAUAUUCGAGAGGUUGUUCACUAUGUAUGAUAGCAAGGAGAGCUCUCAGGAACAAAGAUGAAAUUUUUGUACCAAAAUUUUUGGCAUUUGUUCGAUUUUCUGGGAGAAUGCGUGUUAAGGCCUAGGAAUCGGCUUUUAUUUAAAUUUAUGAGCUAAGUGGGAAUCUACGGAAGGAUACAUGAUGAUUUUUUUAGAAUCACAACUUUUUUGGCAAGAAUUAAGAUUUUAGCGUCGAAACUCUUCAAAAAAAGAAUCAAGCCCCAAUUUUUUUGAUAAUUCUUUAUUAUUUUAUGAGCUCAUCUUUGUGGGAAUGUGUGCUCCACGGACAAAAAAACAUGAUGUUUUUUUGGAACCAGAUAAAAACGUUGAAAUCACCAAGAAGUCUGAUUUUAAGGUUGAAACUGGAAAAAAAGCAAUUUUAUCGAUUUUUCGUUCUGAAUUCAGAUAUUCCUAAGUUACUCUUCAGCCAAGUUUUCAUUCAAAAUAUUUUUCUAAGGAAACUUUUUACCAGAGAAAUCAAUGACGAUUUUUUUUUGUUCCAAACCAGAAUUCUCGAGUCAGUGAGAUGAUAUGAUCAACUUGAAAAGGAUCUUUGUCCGAAAAUGUUGAAAUAGUCAAGAAGUCUGAUUUCUUUGCAGAUCGACGCCUCGGAACUGACGGGAAUCUGCUCGGUGGGCAACAUGACGCCGUGGACGCUUCUGUGCUUCGUGAUCGUGCCGCGGACGGUGUGCAUCGUCGUCGGCGCCUGCUUUGUCGUCGGCGGAUUUGCGAGCAUGUGUCGCGAACGGAUCAGCUUCCGGCAGAGGGUCCGAUUCGCCUUAAUCCCGUCAUUCGAAACGGUGAUUUAGGGUACCGACACGUCGCGUCUCGAGAAGCUCAUGGUGAAAAUGGGACUGUUCUGCGCCCUCUUCCUCAUCCCCAACGUCAUCGAAAUGGUCUGCCAGUCGUACAACUACCUGGUUCUGACGCAGUGGAGCAAGGCCACCGUCCAGUGCAAGAUCCAGUCGACGCCUUGUAUCAGGCCGCUGCGACCGCAGGUGCUUUCCGAGAAAAAAAUAUUAGAAAUAUUGGUUUUAGAAUUUUUUUUUGUUUUAUUGGUCACUUUUUAAGACCCUGACGCCUCAAGAGAUGUCAGAAGGCUACAGUAAAAAAACUGGCCUGAAAAAACUUCAUUCAGCUUUAAUUCGAGCUUACCAAUCGACUUUCGUUCAACUAUACUCCAUAUUUUGGGACUUGAAACUGCUAUUUUCUCUGCGCCCUCCUAGUCUCUCAGAGACCCUCUUUUCUUGACGUGCUAUUUUCAUUAUUCUCUGACGUUGACGGUGAGGGAACAGAGAGACGCAGACAGUCAAGAAGUGUCGAGUCGCGACGAACGGACUAUAGACAAAUUCAAGCUUGUGUACCUUUAAAGGAGCAGGAGAGAGUGCUGUGAAACGUUCAAUCGAAAAUCCAGUUUCCUUGAAUUUACGAAAUACCCAAACUUUAUGUUAAGAAACAUGAAAGUAAUAAUUCAAUUUGCAGUCCGAGAUCUACAUGACGGCGCUGCUGGCCUCUCUCUGCACCGGGGUCUCCUGCGUCGUGUGGGUCUUCUCCUGGAAGACGAUGCACUCCUGGAAGAACUUCAUCUUCUGCGGCCUCUGCUCGACGUCGCCCUCGAAGACGUCCGUCGAGCCGUCGGCCCGGCCGCUUCUGGAGCCACCGACGGCGCCGCCGCCACAGCCCCCAGUCACCUACAUGCCGAUGACGACUGCGCCUCAGUCUUGGCGUCCGAGCAAAGUCCUCUGA
This is a messenger RNA of Caenorhabditis auriculariae, 13051 nucleotides long. NCBI's taxonomy places the organism in Eukaryota, Metazoa, Nematoda, Chromadorea, Rhabditida, Rhabditidae. The record is from the annotation of a GenBank genome assembly.